AUGUGUCACGGCGAAGUCAAGAACAAAGUAAAGACCAAUAAAAGGACUUUCAAACUCCGAAAUACACAAAUGAGUUACAUAGAUUCCACCCAACCCCAAGAGCCAUGCCAAUGUUUAUUAUGCCAACGUGGCUUUGUCAAAUUUGCUCGGCACCCAACAUGGAAGAUGAUACUUCGAGUGGUUUUCUGUUCUCUCCAGUCUAUCUUUCCUGAAAAGGAAUACUUUUCCCUUACAACAGACGUCUAUUUAUACAUCGAACUUCAUAUGCCAUUCUUUAAAAGUAUAAAACACUUCCAAUCGAAACCACAGAUAUGGAAGAAGGCUAUGAUCGAUUCACUCAGUCAUAAUAAAGACUUUUUGACGGGGUUUCCACUCUUUGGAAUGAAUGGAUUUUGGAAGUUAAUCAACAAAGAUGAUCCAUGGAUGGAAGAAGACCCUGUACAGAAGUGGAGAUGGACUGAUAAGUCCGACAACAACACUCAAGGCCUGAGGAACAUCUUCUCCGGUCUCAAAUUUGAUUUGAGUGAAAUAGAAAGUACUCCAAGAAAGCUAAAUAGUGAAGGGAGUGUUUGUGUUGAUUCUCCUAUUAAUAGAUUUGAAAAUUGUAUUAAAGGGACUGAGAAGUAUGAGGAGACAACAAAUCAAUAUGACACCUUCCUCAAUGUACAAUGUAUGUGA
Messenger RNA from Entamoeba invadens IP1, 678 nucleotides. RefSeq lists its product as hypothetical. NCBI's taxonomy places the organism in Eukaryota, Evosea, Mastigamoebida, Endamoebidae. The record is from RefSeq and is a predicted model, not a curated record. The transcript has a single exon. The coding region runs from base 1 to 678 and encodes 225 amino acids.